AUGAAGAUAUUGGGGUUCACUUUGACAGCUCUUUGCGCCGCCUUAGGUGUUCAUGCCUACAACUCUGCUUACGACCUCACAUUGAAUAGGACUGCGAUGAAUUCAUCGGUUGGGCAUGAGACGAAUCGCCCCCUCAUCCACUAUACCCCCCGUGUUGGCUGGAUGAAUGACCCCAAUGGUCUCUUUUUUGACGAGGAAACUUCGCUGUGGCAUGUUUACUACCAGUACAAACCGGACGCUCUUGUAGCUGGUUUACCCAUAUUUUGGGGGCAUGCUACUUCAAAGGACUUGACGAGCUGGGUCGAUCACGGUGUCGCCAUUGAGCCGGCAGAUGAUGUAAGUGGGGCAUUCUCUGGGAGCAUCGUCAUAGACCGCAACAAUACGUCUGGAUUUUUUGACAACUCAACCUUACCUGGCCAAAGAAUCGUCGCUUUAUACACGGAGGACAGUUCUUCCAAGCAGUCUCAAUUUGCAGCGUACUCCCUGGACGGGGGUUACACGUUCAAUUACUACGCACAGAAUCCGGUAUUGGAUAUCAACUCUACACAAUUUAGGGAUCCCAAAGUUAUUUGGCAUGACGAAACCCAGCGUUGGGUUAUGACGCUAGCAUUAUCUCAAGAGUACAAAAUUCAAAUCUACACGUCGAAGAACUUGAAGACAUGGAACUUCCAAUCAAAUUUUUCGCAUUACGGCUUUUUGGGAUACCAAUACGAAUGUCCUGGCUUGAGUAAGGUCCCGGUUCUGCAAUCCGUUGACCCUAACACUACCCUAGCCUCGAAUAAUUCAUCAUCUGUUGAUUUUAAAUGGGUCAUGUUCCUCAGCAUUAACCCAGGUGCUCCUACGGGUGGCUCAGUCAACCAGUAUUUUAUUGGUGAUUUCGAUGGCAAAACUUUCACUGCUGAUGAUUCAGCCUCGCGCUUUGUUGACAACGGUAAGGAUUUUUAUGCUAUGCAGACAUUUUCCGAUACUCCUACCAAUGAGGUGGUAGGACUAGCAUGGGCUUCUAAUUGGGACUACGGUGCGUACGUGCCAAUUACACCUUGGAAGACCUCGAUGACGUUAGCUCGCAACUUAACGCUUCGUCCUUACAAGCCUAACCCGGAAUCCUCGCAGCUUACAUUAUACAGUGAGCCGAUUAUCGACCACAGCAUACUGAAUACUACUCAGUCUAUAAAGAAGGCGUCUUUGAACUUAACUACAGAGGAGAGCGUGUUUUAUCACUUAACGAAAACAGCCAAGGGGCUACUAGAGUUUACACUAGAGUGGAAAGUUAACGCAACCGCAAUAACAUCAAAAAAAAGUCCUGCUGCCAUGACAUUCAACCUGAGAGGUAUCGAAGAUGAGGAAGAGUUUCUGAAAUUGGGUUAUGAAGUUAAUUCAGGUGCUUUCUUCCUUGACAGAGGCAUUUCCGACUUGGAUUUCGUCCGCUUUAACCCUCUAUUUACUACGAGACUUGUGCAUUUUUUGGAGCCCUACAGAAUCGACCAAGAUGGGUUGCCAGUUUACAAAGUUCAUGGGAUCGUUGACAAGGAUAUUGUAGAGCUUUUCUUCAAUGAUGGUUCUUCGACAUCUACUAACACUUUCUACAUGAGCGAAGAGAAUUUCUUGGGCACUGUUGAACUAUCUUCAAGCGUCGAUGAUGUGUUCAAUGUUUUAAACCUAGAGAUCAAACAAUUGAACACCAUGUGA
Messenger RNA from Lachancea mirantina, 1689 nucleotides. The record is from the annotation of a GenBank genome assembly. NCBI's taxonomy places the organism in Eukaryota, Fungi, Ascomycota, Saccharomycetes, Saccharomycetales, Saccharomycetaceae.